AUGGGGAGAGCACGCAAGGCCCGGAAAUACGCGGAGGUGAAGCGGCUUAUCAAUCCUAAAGAGAUACGACAGUACCGCAAGGACGUGCUAGACCCCAAGAAGCCGGACGACGAGAAAGACAAGCUUCCGCGAAAUGUCCCCAACGUGUCAUCGGCGCUCUUCUUCAAGCACAACACGGCGCUGGGCCCGCCCUACCAGGUGCUGGUCGACACCAACUUCAUCAACUUCUCCAUCUCCAACAAGCUGGAUCUGGAGAAGGCCAUGAUGGAUUGCCUCUAUGCCAAAUGCACGCCAUGCAUAACGGACUGUGUGUUGGCAGAGCUGGAGAAGCUCGGCCAGAUGUACCGAGUGGCCCUCAGAAUAGCCAAGUCGCCGUCGUUCCUCCGCCUGCCAUGCAGCCAUGCGGGCACAUAUGCCGAUGACUGCCUUGUGCAGCGAGUCACCCAGCACAAGUGCUACAUCGUGGCCACGUGCGAUCGUGACCUUAAGCGCCGCAUCCGCAAGGUGCCGGGAGUGCCCAUCAUGUACAUAACACAGCGCAAGUACUCUAUCGAGCGCAUGCCUGAGGCCACCAUUGGCGGAGCUCCUCGUAUGUAG
Molecule: messenger RNA, 597 nt
Organism: Closterium sp. Naga37s-1
Lineage: Eukaryota; Viridiplantae; Streptophyta; Zygnematophyceae; Desmidiales; Closteriaceae
Source: the annotation of a GenBank genome assembly